UGGGUCAGUCAAUCGGAGCCUUUUCUUUACCAAACCAAGGUUGGCGAGGGAGUAGAGCAGAAAGUAUGUAGCUACUCAGCUGACGGACUGGUACUGCCUGGGUUUAAUGCACAGAAACUUCAGUAGUUUAGAUUAUGUGGGUAAUUGCAAGUUAAAAAUACCAAAUUUUGUGUACAUGCAUUAGCCACGAAGGUUAUGUCUUUCUGUACGCAAGAGGACAUUAUACAAUUUUUAUAGGACCUGUUUUGUCUUCUGGUCCACUUUCCUUUCUUAGCUAUAAUUGCAAGCUGUCUACUACUCUAACCUACUGCUACGGUGAUAAUAAAUAAAGUACUCCUGGGAGGGUGUCAAAGGUGCCAGUUUGGAGUCUGUCUGUACAGAGGGUACCCCCUUAACAAGUGCAAGUGGAAUAUUUGGAUUUACAAUAAUCGCUCGCAAAUAUGCGGUGGAUUUCGAUCUUGGAUUGUGUGGUGUUUUCUUUGACCAUGUUUUCACACUCGUUGGGUUCUGCUCAAGGAUUUGGGGACGAGGAUGAGAUGCGAUGUGACCCCAUCAGAAUUUCUAUGUGCCAGAAUUUGGGAUACAAUGUCACCAAAAUGCCCAAUUUGGUGGGGCAUGAGUUGCAGUCGGACGCGGAGUUACAGCUGACAACUUUUACUCCGUUGAUUCAGUAUGGAUGUUCCAGUCAGCUCCAGUUCUUCCUAUGCUCAGUCUAUGUACCAAUGUGCACAGAGAAGAUCAACAUCCCAAUAGGCCCCUGUGGCAGCAUGUGUCUCUCUGUCAAGAGAAAAUGUGAGCCUGUCUUGAAGGAGUUUGGGUUUGUGUGGCCCGACACUCUCAACUGCAGUCUGUUUCCACCCCAGAACGACCAGAAUCACAUGUGCAUGGAGGGACCAGGGGACGAGGAGACACCUUUUCACGCGUCUCUGCAGCCGGAGGAAGAAUGCCACAGUAUGGGGGUCUACUCGGACCAGUACGUCUGGGUCAAAAGAAGUCUGAACUGUGUUUUGAAGUGCGGCUACGAUGCAGGCCUCUACAACCGAUCGGCCAAAGAAUUCACCGACAUCUGGAUGUCAGUGUGGGCAAUUCUGUGCUUUGUGUCGACCACUUUCACCGUCUUGACCUUCCUGAUUGAUUCCACGAGAUUCUCCUACCCUGAGAGGCCAAUCAUAUUUCUGAGCAUGUGCUACAACAUUUACAGCAUUGCUUACAUAGUGCGACUGACGGUGGGGCGGGAGAGGAUAUCCUGUGACUUUGAGGAGGCAGCGGAGCCUGUGCUCAUCCAAGAAGGGUUGAAGAACACAGGAUGCGCAAUCGUUUUCCUGCUCAUGUACUUUUUCGGGAUGGCAAGCUCCAUCUGGUGGGUGAUCCUCACACUGACCUGGUUCCUGGCUGCUGGACUGAAAUGGGGACAUGAAGCCAUUGAGAUGCACAGCUCCUACUUUCACAUCGCCGCCUGGGCUAUCCCGGCUGUAAAGACCAUUGUGAUUUUAAUUAUGAGACUGGUGGAUGCCGAUGAACUGACGGGGCUGUGCUAUGUCGGAAGCCAGCACAUUGAUGCUCUGACUGGUUUCGUGGUGGCACCUUUGUUCACUUACUUGGUGAUAGGAACCUUAUUCAUAGCUGCUGGCUUGGUGGCCUUGUUCAAAAUCAGGUCCAACCUCCAAAAAGAUGGAGCUAAAACUGAUAAGCUGGAGCGACUGAUGGUCAAAAUCGGUGUGUUCUCAGUUCUAUACACAGUACCGGCCACUUGUGUCAUAGCCUGCUACUUCUAUGAGAUAUCGAACUGGAAUGUUUUCAGGUACUCGGCAGAGGACUCCAACAUGGCGGUGGAGAUGUUAAAGAUUUUCAUGUCUCUGCUGGUAGGCAUCACCUCAGGCAUGUGGAUUUGGUCUGCCAAGACCCUCCACACAUGGCAGAAAUGCUCCAACAGGCUGGUGAGCUCUGGGAGGACAAAACGAGACAAAAGGACAGACGGCUGGGUCAAACCAGGAAAGGGAAAUGAGACAGUGGUAUGAGCUCUGAAGCCACCAACAGUCUUCUGUGUGAGGUGUAACAAAAGCUGUAACCUGAGAGAUGGUUCGAUCAAAGCGGGAUGGCAUGAAACACUCAGUGUAAAAGGACAAAGACCAACCAGGAUCAUUGUUCAGAAGAAAAGUACUGUACCAUACCAAAAAAAAACCCAGCAACUAAUAAACAGCAAGUUGGUGCCUUUACUGGUACAGUACAGUCAAAGCCUAGGAGAGGUAAUGAUGGCCCCAUUGCCAAGCCAAGAACUCGGAGCUGGUUUAAGAGACAGCUUUUCUUUUUUUUAAUCAGCAUCAUUUCAGUUAAGCUGUGCAUUGUGCUGUAAAGAACUAGUUUAGUUUUAUUUGGGAAUGGCAGAAACAUUGUAUGUGUCAAACUAUGGAUAGCCUUAACAGCAAAUGACUGCCUACUUAUGUAACAGUUCUGUUUUGAUAUGCAUUUUUGUUUUACCUUUUUUUAAAAAUUUACACUGGACUGCAUGUAACCACACUGAAGUGCACUGUAAAGAGAUGGUUGUGCCUUAAUCAACAUAAGGGUGGAUUCAAUUCCAUGACCUGCAUUAUUAAUUUGCUAUCAUCCAAUCCACUUUUCUGGAGACUCUUUAUGAAUUUGUAGUCAAUUAUGGGCUUGACGAGUCUUAAAACAAGGUGAUUUUAAAGGUUUAAUAACCACAGCUUUACAUUUUAAUGACCAUAACAACAAGAUUUUUAAAGGUUUUUUUACUUUUUAAUUGGAGCCCAUUUAAAAAUGCUACUAUCCUUAGAGGUCAUUUCCUGUGUUCUGGGUGUUAGACCUCACAGUUUCCUGUGGGUAAGGCCUAUUACCUGUAACCCAGGAAGUGAAAACAAAGUAAUUAACAGAAAAUACACAUCAUUGUGGUGAUGAAUUAUUUUUACACCUAGUAGUGCCAGGAUGGUUCUGUACUUUUUGAUUGAGUUCAGAAUAGUCAUUUGGGAUGCGGCUACUAAAUAAGCUCACACUUUUAAUCCUUAGUGUUUAAGUUCGUUCAUCAGUAACCUCAAACUGUUUUCUCCAUUUAUGUUUCUGAUUUAGUUUAACUCAACCGAACCCUACACAGCCUUUUGUGUUUUCCUAAGCAGAGUGAGCUCUGCAUUUUAGAGCAGCAAAGUAAAAACACAUGUGGUUAGCUUACAGCUUGGUUUGUAUCCUUUAAUAUAAUUGGCGUAUAUGCCCCACAAUCUCUCACUUAACUUUGAACAAGUCAGUAUCUUUCUUAAAAACAGACCAAUUCUAUUCUGAAGGAAAUUUUAUCUAUUGGUGUUCCUGCCAUAGUACAAUGUAUGCAUUGUAUAAACCCACAAACACCAUAGACAAUGACCUUUUCUCAUCUAAUGAGUAUUUGCAGGCACAUUAAGAAAGACUGAUAGGAUUGUACUAUUAAGACAUCCUUUCUAUGAGCUUGUUGAAGCUGGCUGCAGCUGGUGGGACAGUGUUAUAAUUUAUAUAUAUAUAUAUAUAUAUAUAUAUAUAUAUAUAUAUAUAUAUAUAUAUAUA
Acipenser ruthenus (sterlet) is the source of this 3543-nucleotide messenger RNA. RefSeq names its product frizzled-4. The transcript has 2 exons. Gene Ontology annotation, biological process: canonical Wnt signaling pathway; non-canonical Wnt signaling pathway; retina vasculature morphogenesis in camera-type eye. Gene Ontology annotation, molecular function: Wnt-protein binding; Wnt receptor activity. Gene Ontology annotation, cellular component: plasma membrane. Lineage: Eukaryota; Metazoa; Chordata; Actinopteri; Acipenseriformes; Acipenseridae. The coding region runs from base 441 to 2018 and encodes 525 amino acids. The record is from RefSeq and is a predicted model, not a curated record.